Molecule: messenger RNA, 1136 nt
Organism: Spea bombifrons (plains spadefoot toad)
Lineage: Eukaryota; Metazoa; Chordata; Amphibia; Anura; Pelobatidae
Product: glycogenin-1-like
Exons: 1
Coding region: 53-1045 (330 amino acids)
Cellular component (GO): cytoplasm
Molecular function (GO): glycosyltransferase activity
Source: RefSeq, a predicted model, not a curated record
CUAGGUCAGGGGAGGUGCAAGCAGGAGCCCGGAACAGCGCAGCAGCUCAGCCAUGGCAGAUCAAGCUUUUGUAACACUGGCCACCAAUGAUCCAUAUGUUAAAGGAGCGCUAGUACUGGGUUCAUCUCUACGAAACCACAACACGACAAGGAAGCUGGUGGUGCUCAUAACGCCUCAGGUCUCAGACUCCAUUAGAAAAGUGCUGGAUAAAGUCUUUGACGUAGUUCGGGUAGUGGAUGUCUUGGACAGUGAGGAUUCUGCUCACCUGGCUUUAAUGCAGAGACCAGAACUUGGCAUCACAUUAACAAAACUCCAUUGCUGGGCACUUACAGAAUACACAAAAUGUGUGUUCAUGGACGCAGACACAAUGGUUUUGUCAAAUAUUGAUAACCUAUUUGAGCGAGAAGAGCUAUCUGCAGCACCAGACCCAGGCUGGCCAGAUUGCUUCAACUCUGGAGUAUUUGUUUUCCAACCAUCUAUAGAAACCUACAACCAGCUGUUACAAUUGGCUACAGAAAAAGGCAGCUUUGAUGGUGGGGACCAAGGUCUGCUCAAUGCAUUCUUCAGUAACUGGGCAACAAAAGACAUUCACAAGCAUCUUCCCUUUGUUUACAACUUGAGCAGUAUUUCGAUAUACUCGUACCUCCCCGCCUUUAAAGCGUUUGGGGCUGAUGCUAAGGUGGUUCACUUCCUGGGUAAAGUAAAACCAUGGAAUUACACGUAUGACAGCAAAACUAAGAGUGUAAAAAGUGAAAUGCAGGACCAGACACUGAUUCACCCAGAAUUCCUUAACCUCUGGUGGGAUAUCUACACUACUAGAAUUCUUCCUUUACUUACGGAGCAUGGAGCGGUUAAAGAUGCAUCAACAGGCCUGAAAGUGGAGGAAGUUACAGAAGCUGUGGCACAGAUGUCCAUCGCGGCUCCCCCCCAACCAUCUAUAUCCUCGGAAGAGUGCAGGGAACGGUGGGAACAAGGCCAAGCUGACUACAUGGGAGCAGAUUCCUAUGAAAACAUUAGAAAGAAGCUAGACUCCUAUCUCCAGUAGGGUUAUUUCUCGGCACAAGGACUUGUUGAUCUAUUUGGCAUCUAGGACUGUGUUUUACCAGAAGUUUACUAAACUGCUAGGAGCGUUACUA